Rhea pennata is the source of this 2954-nucleotide messenger RNA. It is a transcript of the gene SWT1, whose product is annotated as SWT1 RNA endoribonuclease homolog. The record is from RefSeq and is a predicted model, not a curated record. Gene Ontology annotation, cellular component: nucleus. The coding region runs from base 133 to 2799 and encodes 888 amino acids. Lineage: Eukaryota; Metazoa; Chordata; Aves; Rheiformes; Rheidae. The transcript is spliced from 19 exons.
GCUGGGCGGCGGGGAAGGGGCAUUUCCCGGUGCCGCGCCGCCGCCUCGCGGGGAGGUCGCGGGUCCGGCAGCGGCCCUCGGCCUGCAGUUUCCUCCUGAGGUGCCCGGCGCGGCCUCGGUGGGGGUUUGAAGAUGUCUAAAAAGAAACUGAAGAAAUUAAGUGAAAAAGAGGACAAUUUGGAUGGCCGGGAUGAUAAAAACUCUGAAGAUGCACGAUCUUAUAACCAUACUAUGAAAGGAGAAACAGAAUUUCAGAGAUUCAAAAUAGAGAAAGGUAUGCAAGAGAAGAAAAAAGACCAAAGUUCUGAUAUUUCUCGUGGUGUUGAUAGAAGGUCCCAAGGAAAAUCUCCAAACAGAAGUAAGACCACAGACAGUUUUUCAAUACCAACUGACAAGCGAAAGAGAAUAGUUAUACAAUUUAAACCUAAAGAGAUUAAACAUGGAAAAAGUACAAGCACUACUGAUGUGGCAACUACUAGUAGAGAAAGUCAUAACAAAGGUCAUCGUUUUGAUGGAACAGAAGGAAAAAGGUUCUGGCAUAGCUUUGCAGUCCAGAAGGACAAGGUGUUGAAAAAGAAGAGAGAGAAGGCUGAGUUCUGCAAACUAAAAACAAAAGCUGAACAAACCAUGUUGGAGAAGUUUAAGUCUGCUGCAUGCAAUUCACAGGUCCCAUGUAGAGCAUCAAAUGGGUCCAAAAAAUGGAGUGAAGAUGUUAGAACUCAGAAAAAGACAUCUAUCACCUCUAUAGAGACUGUAAAUGAUGAUACAUCUUCCACUAAAAAAUCACAUAUGUUAUCUAGGACUUGUGAUAAGGAGGAUGAAGGAGGAUAUAAGGAGUUUUCUAAGAAAAAUCAACGUAUUACUAAACAUACACCAUCUUACUAUUCAACUGAAACACCUAAACAACGGGACUAUCGUAAAGAGAAAAAACAAGACAUUGAUUCUGAUAAAGCUGCUGGUAAUACACGGACUGAUGGAGGGUGCUUCGAAGCUGCAGCUUUACGUUUUAAGCGGACUGUUGAGGUCCCGUGCACAUCUGAUUCCUACCAAGGCAGUGAGAACAUGAAGUCUACCCAAAAGAAUUUUGAAGCUUUUCCAUCCCAUCAAGGCAGUCAGAGCCCAGAAUCAGACCAAGAGAUGCAAAUAGUAGAAGAUUUGCAUGUUGCUCGCCUUGAAAAAAGGAUGGUGCUGUCUGUAGUACAGACUUGUGGAGAGCUUACAAGCAUGGAAAUAGAUCUCCCAGAACAGGAUUUAAGUAUUUCAGCUGAGGCUUCUACUUCUGGUCUGAACAUAUUAGUGGUGAUUGACACAAAUAUUAUGAUUAGUCACCUUGAGUUUGUGAGGUCCCUGAAAUCUGAAGAUAUACCAGGUGUUGGCAGGCUCGCAUUGAUAAUUCCCUGGGUUGUUCUACAAGAACUAGACAACUUGAAGAAGGGGAAAAUGUUACAGCAUGUUCGAGACAAAGCUAUCCCUGCAGUGCAGUUCAUCUACACAUGUCUUAAAAACCAAGAUUCAAAGUUGUGGGGGCAAUCCAUGCAGCUUGCUUCUCAGAAAAUAUAUGGCCUGAGUGACGAGAACAAUGAUGAUCGUGUUUUACAAUGUUGUCUGCAGUAUCAGAACCUCUUUCCUCAAGCUGUUGUCAUACUUUGCACGGAUGAUAAAAAUUUAUGCAAUAAAGCCAUUGUGAGUGAGGUAAAGGCAUUCUGCAAAGCAGACUUGGUUACUGCUCUACAAAAUCUGAAAAUAAACAGGCCCCAGAACUGCGUUGACCUGCAACAGUCAAAAUGUGAUACAGAAUUCCAGAAAACAGAAGGAGCUGCUAGUCUUACUGCUCAAUUCCCAAGUAUGCUUCUAGACCUUGAAAAGAAUUUAGGAGAAGCUUUAUCGUGUAUUUUGGAGACUGAAAUGAAAAUUGCGUUUGGAAACCUGUGGAUGGAGAUACUGUAUCUGAAGCCACCAUGGACAUUAGCAAGCUUGCUGCAGUGUUAUAAAAAACACUGGGUGGCUGUUUUUGGUUAUGUUGUGCCAAGGAGUUUACUUGCAACCAUUGAAUAUCUCUAUAAACACCUCUGUUCGGCUCAAACAGUUGACUCCUCAACAGCUGGUAUGUUGCUCCAGGAAUCCAAAAAACUGUUGCAUGCUUUCAGUUCAAGGUCAGACUAUAAUGGUGUGCUUCCUCAGGCUUAUGCUGAAGUCAGUAAGCUCGACCAAACAUUUUCAGAGGUGAAAUCAGACAGUGGACAGGAUGUAUCAGAAGAUACUAUGGUUCUUUCAGAAAACGCUGUAUGUGAAAAAAUGGAGGCAAUGACCCCAACUCAGCAAAAUUGUGAAGAAAAAAAGUUACAGCCAAGUACUCAGGAAGCUCAAGAAAACAGACACCGGGAAAUCUGGUCAGUCCUGGAAGGUGUAUGGAAUACAAUAAAUUUGUACAGUGUUGAAAUUUUCCAGAAGUUGGACCCUAAUACAGUAACUGUGACUGCAAAGUCUUCGUUUGAAGAAGCUUUUUUAGGUCUGCAAAAACUGAUAGCAGCUGUGAAUGAUAUUCUUGAAGGAAUUCGUAGAAUUCUGAACCCAAGCAGUACUUUCCAAGAUAUUUGGACCCUCUAUAACUUCCUCAUAAGCAAUGAGAUAAAUAACAGUAUAAAAUUUACUGCUGAGGAGCUUUAUGAAUGUGUUUCACAAGAAAUAUAUCGAGAAAGGCUAGCAGUCGGAUGCUGCCAGUUGGCUCAGCUGGAACAUACUAUUAAACAGUGCAACGCGUCUGCUCACAUGGAAGCCAAAAACAGGGGCUGGCUGUGAUACUUCAGGCAAGGUUUGGAGCUGUGGUGCUCGCCCGCUUCGCUUUCUUUCUCCAAACCAAGUACAACUCUGGUGGGGAAAGGAAAAGUAUCAGAGGAGCCCCAAAUUUGCCUUUUUUUUCCUCGAUGGUGCUGUUUUAUAUUUGUUGAGUUAAA